This is a messenger RNA of Nasonia vitripennis (jewel wasp), 2978 nucleotides long. RefSeq names its product speckle-type POZ protein-like. Lineage: Eukaryota; Metazoa; Arthropoda; Insecta; Hymenoptera; Pteromalidae. Gene Ontology annotation, biological process: proteasome-mediated ubiquitin-dependent protein catabolic process; regulation of proteolysis. The transcript is spliced from 2 exons. Gene Ontology annotation, molecular function: ubiquitin protein ligase binding. The coding region runs from base 297 to 1331 and encodes 344 amino acids. The record is from RefSeq and is a predicted model, not a curated record. Gene Ontology annotation, cellular component: nucleus; cytoplasm.
GACGUUUAUCAGUUGUACAGCGAACUGCCAGCAGUGAAUAUACAUACAUGUAAGAAAGCGAUUCUUUUGUUCGCCGGGCAAUUCCGAUGACACAUUCGCAUCACAUCCAGCACACGUAUUCCAUCCGUUUUUGCAGUUAUCUCGAUCUUUUGUGUGCGUAUAAAAAGACGGUAUCGUUUGGAAUAAAGACACUCGGGUGAUAUAUUGAUAUAAGUAUUGUGCUCCAGUGCUAUAUGUGAAUUGUGCCAAAAUCUAAAAAACUCUGCAUUUCUGUAAAAAGUUAUUUCGACUUAACGAUGAACAAGCCGGUAGUUGCCUACCAGUGGGGUUUUACUGAAGUGAAUAUGAAGAAAUCUAACUUUUUGUGGAAAAUCAACAACUACAGUCAUAUAAGCAAAGAUACUGGAGUCAUACUUGAAUCGCCUCUGUUUUCGCUCGAUGCUGAUGACGAAACGAAAUGGUACUUAGGACUGUACGCGAACGGUUAUAAUAACUCAAAUUACGUAAGCUUGUAUUUUAUGAACAAAUCAUCGAUUGAUUUCCAAGCGGAAGCUGAAGUUACUUUAUCCAUGUUGGACGCUAAUGGAGUUAAAUGCAGCAAAAAGAAGAUAAAAAAAGAACUAACUAAAGGUAGCGUAAAUUCUGUUGGAUUUGAUUGGUACGUAGAGAAAAGUUAUCUCAAGCACGAAGCAUACAAUCUGAUCGUAAAUGACGUCCUUACAAUUUUUUGCGAGUACACCAUCAUCACCGACAUAGUGAACUCGACGAUGCAAGGCUUGCAAAGCCCCAAACUUUUAGAGCAAAAAGCUCUCGAGGCGUUCGAGAGACAGUUCGAAUCGGACGAGUUUCACGACUUCACGCUCACGGCUCCCUGUGGAAAGCAACUUCGCGCGCACAAAUUUGUGUUGGCUGCCCGAAGCCCGGUAUUUUCAUCGAUGAUUAUUCGAGAUAUGAAAGAAAAGAAUGAGAACAACGCCAACAUAAAAGAAGUGGAUUACGCCUCGCUGAGAGAAAUGCUGCGCUUUAUGUACUCCGCAAAGGUUGAAAAUCUCAAAGAAUUGGCCGGUGGUGUUCUCGAAGCGGCCCGAAAGUAUCAAGUCGACGGAUUGAAGGAAGUAUGCGAGGAAUAUCUGUUUAAAAACUUGACCGUCGAAAACGCAGUCGAGACUCUGGCACUCGCUUAUCGCUACGAAAUAGAGAAUUUAAAAGCUCAAGCCAGUAAAUUCAUCACGUUCCACGCCAAGGAAAUAAUCGAAACUCCGGAAUUUCAAUCCGUCGACGAAGCGAAUUUGCUGUCAGAGAUUAUUCGUGUAAUCGCUUCUAACAAAUAAGUUGCCAAUUGUCGAUUCUAUUUCCAUCGCUUUCGCGCAUAUCAAAUUUCUUUUUUGGCUCUUAAAACAAAAUGAUGGCGCCAUCCAUACAACUCGCCUAAGCUAUAGACACAACAAGUUGCCGGGUUGCCGCCGGUUUCUUUUCUUUUGCUUUUGCUAUACCUAACGAGCCACGCAGUGUUUACAGUGUUUGCAGAGCGAGCCGCGGCGCCUGUCAUUUUAGUUGUGAGCGUCAGUUUGAUCUCGGCAGCACGGCUCUUCAGUUUGGCGUAACCGUUGACGAAUAUACCUAGUUUCACAGUUUUCUAAAAUAAUAUAUACUUAUUACCUACACGUUAUCAGUGAUCACAGGAGAAUAUAAUAAUAAGUGACUAUAGUGCAAAACGGGAAAAGAGACGUACAUAUUCAACUCUUAUUUCAAGGUUAAUCGACAUUGAUAACAUGAAUAAGCCAUUAGUUGCGGCUGAGUUGGGUUUCACCGAACAACAAAUCAUGAUAUCAAGUUAUGCGUGGAAAAUCAAAAACUUCAGAUUUAUCAAUAUGCCGGCUGGAGAGAGGCUUGAAUCCCCAACGUUUAACUUGGCUUCUGAUAAGACAGUAGACUGAUCGAAAAGGUCAAAUCGUUCAUAAAAGAUCAAAGAAUUCAGUAAUAAACUCCAACUCAUUCAACGGUUUUAACGAAUUUCUGGAAAGGCAUACUCUUACAGCUGAGAACAGCAACAUGUUGAUAAACGACGUUCUAACCAUACUCUGCGAAUUCAUUGUAGUAGGCAAGACAGUGAAUUAUUCGAAACAGGAAUACACGAAAUACUCCGCAGCUUACAAUACAAUUUCAAAACGAAAAGUUUUGUUGAACGAUAUCGAGUGUCAAUUGGAGGCCGAUAGAUUCCACGAUUUGACGAUCACUGCGCCCUGCGGCACUGAACUCCACGCCCACAAGUUCAUGUUGGCAGCACGGAGUCCAGUGUUUCGGGCAAUGUUUACCGUAGACAUGAAGGAAAAGGCAAACAAUGCAGUAAAAAUCGAGGAUAUUACUUACAAUGCUCUGAAGGAAAUGAUACGAUUUAUGUACACGGCUAAGGUCGAAAACCUCGACACAUGCCUGGAUGGAGUUUGGAUGGCAGCGGAAAAAUAUCAGAUCAGCGGAUUAAAGGGCGAGUGUAGAGAUUAUCUUUUCGAUAAUUUGAGCAUUGACAACGCUGUUAAAACAUUGACGUACUGUCAUCAAUUUCAAUUGAACGAUUUGAAAGCCUUAACGCAUCGAUUCAUGACAUUCCACGCAAAAGAUAUUGCCAACACUGAGUCAUUCAAGUCCAUAGAUGAUCCGGAUUUGUUGAUGGAAAUUGUUCAAAACCUGACUCUUAAAUCAUAAAUAGUUUAUUCGAUAUAAUAUUAAUGUUUAAAACGCGUUACUUUUAUGUUUUGUACUUACGUACCUUUACGUUCAUGUUCAGCUUGAGUUUUAAUCGUUUUCUGUAAUACUUGUAAUCAACGACGUGUUGAAAAAAAAUCAAUCAGUUGAAAAAUCAAGAAAAGAAUAUUAAGUAUAAUCAUCCGACAUCUACGCUAUCGAGAUACAACAAGCACAUCUCGCAAAUUCAAAUUCAAAAAUGUCGAGAAAUAGCAGCAACAAAGCAUGUGGGAAAA